AUGGCUCUACGGUCAUUGUCCUUACUUACCCGCCCGGGGCGAUGGAUUUCCGUUGCAGUGCCUUCAACAACCCAGAAAAGCUUCUUCAAACGUUGGGCAUCGACAAAGCACGAUCGUGGUGACAGUUGGCUGGCUUCAAUGCUCAGCCGAAGUGAUUCAAAGGAAUCUCAGUCCGGUCUGUUGUCGAACACUGUGACGAUUUUCGAGUUACAAACUCAUGUCGUGAAACCACAGUUCAUGUGUGAAUACCUCAAGGAAAUGGAGCAUUUUGUGAAUGUUCUUUCUAAGACUGAUAGCAACUCGGAGCUUCUGGGAAGCUGGACUUGCGAGAUCGGAUUUCAGGAUACAGCAUAUCACUUAUGGAAGUAUUCUGCCGGUUACCCAGGCCUUAGCCAACAUACAGAGAUAUAUAGAUCGCAUAAGGAAUUGACCGAAAGCCGACACCGAAGGAACGUAAUGUUGCACACGAGAAAGAACGAAAUUUGCUUAACCUUCAGCUUCUGGCCAGACCCUACCCCAAGGCCUGAUGAAAACAAUAUUUAUGAAUUGCGUUCGUACGCUCUGAAGCCCGGUACAAUGAUCGAAUGGGGAAACCACUGGGCACGUGGGCUUCGUCUGCGAUCAAAACAACGUGAGCCUGUUGCUGGGCUUUUCUCACACAUAGGCGAACUUCAUCAAGUCCAUCAUUUGUGGGCCUAUAGCAGCUUGGAAGCGCGCCAGAAAUCUCGUGAUGAUACUUGGCAAGACCCUGACUGGAGCAAAUGCGUAAUGCACACAGUUCCUCUGAUCCGACGAAUGACGAGCAAUAUCCUCCGCCCUACUCCGUUUAGUCGGAUGCAGUAAACUUUCCGGUGUCUACGGGACGAGUAGGAAACAAUCAUCCCCACACAUAGCGCUUAUGUCUUGGCAUUCUCUAUUUUCAUCGCAGUGCAGUCUCCUUCCCUUUUCGGACGCUUGUAUCAUUCGUGAACUCAGGGUCGCAUUGCUCAGGCGCCUUUUCCUUCAAUCCCCCUGCAUUAUUUUGUCCACCAUGUUUUCCCAGUCAGUCUCUUAUUCUUCAGGGUAUUUGUAAUGACCCUAGGUUGUUUCAUAG
Messenger RNA from Opisthorchis viverrini, 1093 nucleotides. RefSeq lists its product as hypothetical. Gene Ontology annotation, cellular component: mitochondrion. The record is from RefSeq and is a predicted model, not a curated record. NCBI's taxonomy places the organism in Eukaryota, Metazoa, Platyhelminthes, Trematoda, Opisthorchiida, Opisthorchiidae. The transcript is spliced from 8 exons. Bases 1 to 843 code for a protein of 280 amino acids.